UCCGCCGAUCGCCGUGCGCAACGAGAUGCCCUAGCUGUGCAGAGACUGAUAGUAGGCCCGGGAGCCGUGACCCUUUCUGAGAAUAACGUGAAGGCACGCCCGGUAUCUAAAACCCAGAUGACGAAGAUCAAGAGUCAGCUUAUGCAGCCCAAGUCCGCGAACAGACUUAUUGCAAAGUUGAGGGAGCUGCCUCCUCCCGAGGCGCCUCUUGACAAGCCUCCUUCUGCGACUACAUCUGCUGAACCAAAACUGAAAGCAAGUAGUGGCAGCAGCAACAUCCCAAUCCACGCCGUCUGCCUCGAAAGCCCCGACGUCGACGUCUCCUCCACCUACUUCUCAAAACUAACCAACCAAUCCAUCCUCUCCUCCCCAACAUCCUCUCUCUCCUCCCUCUUCUCCUCCCUCCACAUAGUCGACCUCCUCUCCGCUCCCAACUUCGGUCUCGGGCAACCCGGUUCCGGAGAAGGCCUCCUCGCAGGUGCAGUCCCCACAGCCGAAACCGUCAUCGAAGGUGCAACAAAGCUCACCCCUCAACUCCUCGCUCUCGGAUACGCAACAGGCCAAGCUAUCCUCCCCUCCCACACCGGCAUCCACCCCCCAACAGACCGCAUGAGCAUCCUAACCUACUGGUGGGGCCUCGAACUCUGUCUUCCCCCUCCCACCCUCCAACACCUCUCCUCCGCCCCAAACAUCGCUCACCAAAUAAUCAACUUCCUCUCCGCUCUCUCCCUAAUGAACAACGGCGUCCGCGAAAUCCUCCCCUUCGUUCGGUACAUCAGCCAAUUCGUCGAUUUCGAGUGGUCCGCAAUUGAGAAGCAGGAUAAGGGAAAGGGAGUAGUGUGUGCUGCGACGUGGAUUAUGCCUGCUGCGAUGGUUCCGAGACCUUGGGAUUUUCCUGACCCGUCACCG
This is a messenger RNA of Fomitiporia mediterranea MF3/22, 909 nucleotides long. RefSeq lists its product as uncharacterized. The transcript is spliced from 2 exons. NCBI's taxonomy places the organism in Eukaryota, Fungi, Basidiomycota, Agaricomycetes, Hymenochaetales, Hymenochaetaceae. The annotation marks the transcript as partial. The record is from RefSeq and is a predicted model, not a curated record.